Capsella rubella is the source of this 695-nucleotide messenger RNA. RefSeq lists its product as uncharacterized. Lineage: Eukaryota; Viridiplantae; Streptophyta; Magnoliopsida; Brassicales; Brassicaceae. The coding region runs from base 119 to 511 and encodes 130 amino acids. The record is from RefSeq and is a predicted model, not a curated record. The transcript has a single exon. Gene Ontology annotation, cellular component: endoplasmic reticulum membrane; endoplasmic reticulum. Gene Ontology annotation, biological process: intracellular protein transport; endoplasmic reticulum to Golgi vesicle-mediated transport.
CAAAAGCGAAGAAGAGGACCUAGACUUGCUCACUAAGAAAAAUAAUCAAAAUCAAAGCACCAGAAGAACCGAUUCAGAUCUAAAAGCUCUUGUUCGAUCCGUCGAUUCUUAGAUCCAAAUGGCUCUCGAAUGGGUUGUGUUAGGGUACGCAGCAGCGGCGGAAGCGAUCAUGGUGAUCCUCUUGACGAUGCCUGGACUCGACGCUCUCCGUAAAGGAUUGGUUGCUGUGACUCGUAAUCUUCUCAAACCGUUUCUCUCGAUUAUCCCGUUCUGUCUCUUCCUUCUUAUGGAUAUCUACUGGAAGUACGAGACCAGACCUUCCUGCGACGGCGAUUCGUGUACCCCGUCGGAGCAUCUUCGUCACCAGAAAUCAAUCAUGAAGUCUCAGCGUAACGCGCUUUUGAUUGCCUCGGCUCUUGUUUUCUACUGGAUUCUCUACUCCGUCACCAAUUUGGUUGUCAGGAUUGAGCAGCUUAACCAGAGGGUAGAGAGGCUCAAGAACAAGGAUUAAGACCCGCUUCUUCGUUUUCAGCUCGUUUACUGUUUGCUGUUAUUUUGAGUUCUGUCGAUGAGAAGAGUCUUUUUUUUUUUUUACAUGUGUCGUUUUUUAGGAUUUUGGUGUUAUUCAAUGUUUGCUAUGGAGUUUUAAGGAUCUUAAUAUAUCUAUCAAUCCGUGUUUGAUCUCUGUUUUGGUA